CCGUAGCGAAGACAAAGGUGAUGUAUUUGUACAGACAAUGCGUCGUAAAUGAACGAAAUUACAUGAAACGCGCCAUUAAAAUGAAAACGGAUAAAAAAGCGUGACUACGAUCGCGAGGAGUAAAUCAUCGCUCGGGGUACAUAAAGAAAUCGGAGAUAAGGAUUAGCUCGUCUGACGAACGGAUCGACCGCUUGAUCGAAUCGAGAUGGGCGCUCUCAGCUUCGCUCUUCCCUUCACAGUUUUGCUCUGCUUGUUGCCAUCGUUGUUGAACGCAUAUAAUCUUGGAAAAGUGGCAACGACCGUAGCCGAGCAAUUGAACAAUCUCGUCGACAUCAUUGGCGUAUCAAAGGAAAUUCGCGACGACAAUGGGGAAAUCGUGGACGAGUCUUCGAAUCCAUUGAUAAUAACGAAAUCCGUGGACUCCGUGGGGGACCCAACGAAACUGAACGUGGGUUUUCAAGCCAAAGUCGAAUCGAAGAAUCUUCCGUUGAGAACUGAACGUGGGUUUUCAAGCCAAAGUCGAAUCGAAGAAUCUUCCGAUCUGACUCCAGCAAAAUUGUCCUUUCCGUGCAGAGACGCGACGGCGGCGGAGGGAAGCAGGAGGAACGCGACUGUUUUUCACCUGUACAUCCCGGAUAUCAAGGAUAUGUUGAGAGAGAAGUUCGCCAAGGCGAAUAUGCAGCUCGGAUUGGACGUUGGUGUCACGGGCGAGCACGCGGACAAGAUUGACGCCUUGGUCGUCGAUGACCGCUCGAGAGGAAAGAAGAAUUACAUCCGUCUCUGCAAGAGAUUAACCGACGGAUCGACAACGAGUCUGAUGCAGAAACUGCGCGGCAAGGAUUGCGUGAAGCUCCUGAGGAACGAAUUUUAUCUUGAGCCAACGAGGGACGCGAAUUGGAGAAGGGACGACACGCUUAGGCUCGUAGGACUGAAAAUCGGGACGAAGACCGACAACGGAAGGGAUUACAAAGACUUCGGGAACGAGAGUCAACAGCGGAGCGAAGCUUCGAUUUCAGAUAUUUUGGCUAAUUACGAUGAAUCGCCUGGGAAAGUGGCGGCCGACAAGCUUGGAACGGGUCUGAAUAUCAAGAUGCCUAUGAUCGAUGGUAGAAUCGCUAAUCUCAUGCGCGACGGUAAACUCUCGCUGUCCGCGUCGACCAUGUUAAACGUGUGAGAGAGUGAUAAUUAACGAUUAAGUCAGCUUCAAUUAACUAUUUCAAUUUACACAUUUAAUAUAUAUGUAUGUAUUUAUGCGUGUACAAAAAAUAAAGACAUUACUUGUGCCGUUAAACACAU
Messenger RNA from Wasmannia auropunctata (little fire ant), 1296 nucleotides. RefSeq lists its product as uncharacterized. The transcript is spliced from 3 exons. NCBI's taxonomy places the organism in Eukaryota, Metazoa, Arthropoda, Insecta, Hymenoptera, Formicidae. The coding region runs from base 206 to 1174 and encodes 322 amino acids. The record is from RefSeq and is a predicted model, not a curated record.